AGAAGCCGCGGAGUGUGCCGUAGCAAUAUUAUAGUGAGAACCAGAAAAUACAGAGGUUCGGCGAAUCCAAGAGAAAUUACUGUACUGUAAGAUAUAAGAGACUAUGAGAAAUAAAAAUACAAGUGUGGCUUAUUCGCUGCAUUUCGCUUGGCUUCGCUCAGAAUGGCGGGAAUGGCGUUACAUCGACAUAAAUGCGCAUGUGGGUGGACAGUCUCUCUAGAAUCGAGACUCGAGGCCCACCCUCUAUAUACAAGCACUUCCUUAUGAUAACAAACAAUUCUAUGUUUGUCAAUUAUUCUUCGUUGCAAUUUUCCAAGCAUAAGAUUUGGCUCUAUUUAAGAAAUGGAUCUUUUAGCCAUAGUUGGUUUAAUAGUCAUUAUCUAUUAUCUCAUUUAUAUGAUAUAUCCCUGGUUUGUGGAUUGCGAUUUGAAACUUGCCUUCUAUGAAAAAUUUGGAAAACCGAUACAUUCAUUAAAAGGCAAAACAGUCUGGAUAACAGGAGCAUCCAGUGGAAUUGGAGAAAAUCUUGCAUAUGUAUUAGCAGAUGCCGGUUGUAAAUUAGCACUCUCUGCACGAAGAAAAGAACUACUGGAAAAAGUAAAAGCUAAUUGCUUACAAAGAAACUCCAAAUUAACGGAUGCAGAUAUUCAAGUACUUGUCUUGGAUGUUUGUGAUAUAGAUAGUCAUGAAUCAACAUUUCAACAAGUUCUUCAUCAAUUUGGAAAAUUGGAUAUACUUGUAAUUAAUGCAGGUUGUUCUCAACGGGCACGAUGGGAGCAUAUCAGUCCAGUUGUCGAUAAGGACAUGUUCUCUGUAAAUGUUUUUUCCCAAGUUGCUUUAAGCCGCUUGGUGGCAAAAUAUUUCCUGCAACUAGGCACAGGUCAUUUUGUGGUUAAUUCGAGUAUUGCAGGUAUCACAUCGGCACCAUAUUCUGCCACAUAUUGUGCCACUAAAUAUGCUUUACACGGAUACUUCAAUACUUUCGACGUAGAAAAAGUAGGUAGCAAUAUACCAGUUACAAUAGUAUGUCCAGGACCAAUUCAAACAAAUUUCUUAGAGGUAGCGUUUACGGAAAAGCCUGGAGAGAAAUAUAAUGAAACAAUAAAAAUGGGUUCACAGUACAAACUUACUGCAGAACGCUGUGCAACAUUAAUGGGAGUUGCAAUAGCAAAUCAACUUUCUGAAGUUUGGAUUUGUGUACCAGUUAUACUUCAAAUAAUAUACCUGAAAAUUUAUUUUCCAAACAUAGGGACUUGGAUAUUAAAAUCACUGGGAACAAGAUUUUUCCAACGUCUACGGGACGAUAAACCAACGAUCCAACAGGAAGAAUAAUUGUGAGACUUGUGAAAUGUUUAUGAAAUGCUUCGUCCAUUUUUGUUACAUAUUUUUAAAUAAAGACAGAAACCCAAUUUAAUAGAAA
Megalopta genalis is the source of this 1420-nucleotide messenger RNA. Its product is annotated as dehydrogenase/reductase SDR family member 7. The record is from RefSeq and is a predicted model, not a curated record. NCBI's taxonomy places the organism in Eukaryota, Metazoa, Arthropoda, Insecta, Hymenoptera, Halictidae.